Molecule: messenger RNA, 5298 nt
Organism: Dracunculus medinensis (Guinea worm)
Lineage: Eukaryota; Metazoa; Nematoda; Chromadorea; Rhabditida; Dracunculidae
Source: the annotation of a GenBank genome assembly
AUGGAAAUGCAAUCUAAUAGUUCACAUAAAUUCAUAAUAAUAAAUAUUUCACGAAAUUUUUCGAAUUUUCAUAUAUUCGUUAUUGAAAUAUUUAGUGAGAGUAUACAGUACAAUUUAACAAAUGAUACAUAUGCAACAUUGGAAGCUGUUGAUUAUAAUUUUUUAAUUUUGUAUAUUGGUGAAUAUGUGAAUAUUAUUAAUUCAACUCAAGAUUGGUGCUAUGGAAAUAAAGAAGGCGAUGAAUCAGUUUGUGGGCUUUUCCCACGUUCUGCAGUUUUUUUAUUACCAGAUCCAUCCUUAUGGCCUUUUUCAAGAGAGGCCCAAGAAAUAAUUUUAGAAUUAAAUGAGACUCUAGAGGAAUGGUGGAUUUCUAUAAAGGAGACUUAUGGGAAACAAGCAAGAAUUGGUUGUCAGGAUGAUGUUUUACUUUUUAUGGAAGAUUUGAUGGUAAUGCGUAAAAAAAUUCUCUCGGGGAAUGUUCCAAUAGAAGAACUGAAAGAUAUGAGAUUACAGUUGGCAAAAAAAAUCGAUCUCGGCAAUCAGUGGCUAGGUCUGGAUAUGAUUAUACGCGAUGAAACUGGUCGAUCCAUUGACCUUGAUUCUGUUUCUGUUGUGCAGAUUUUUCGAGCGCAUAUCACUGCUGCUGAAAAAAUUCUGAAUGAUUCGAAACCCAGUGAUAUACGUGUUGUAAAUGCUUUCUCUUUACUUGUUCAUGCACAGUCAGCUACUGUAGAUUGUAAAUCUGAAUGCGAGUUCUCUUUAUCUUUAUAUGAUUCUACUGAUCAGAAGUUCAUAUCCGAGAAUUUCAUUUUCUACUGGAGUCCUCAGAUUGGUGCCCUCUCAAAUCGUAGCAGCAAGGCUCUUUUCAUUGAUCUUGGCUCAAAGGAAUAUCCAUCAUUUCCGGCAUCAACUAAAACUCAUCGUAUUUUUCUAUGUAUUAGAGUGUCGCGCAUAGCACCUAUUGAUCCAUCAUCAGCAACAAUGAAAAAGGUAUUUGAUGCUGGCCCACCACAGUUAUGGUCUCGUCAACCAUAUGCUGCAGCGCUACUUGAUCUUUCUGAUAUAUUUGAUAGACCAGUCAAUGACCAUAUCGUUCCAUUGAAUAGAGAAGACACAUUAGAGCAAUUGAUUGCGAAGGCUCGAUCAACUAACUCAAUGAAAAUUUCAAAUGGCGAGAAUAGUGCCGCAUUUGGACGUUCUAAAUUAAUGCUAUCAACAGAAAUUUUAAUCGGAUCAUUGACAGAAAUAAAAAAGUCGAAUCUACAUAUUUUUUCAAUCAACCCUCCUGUUGAAGUGAAAAAAAUGUAUUUUGCGGAUGUUAUAUCUUGCGAUGAAUCUCGUAAUGAUCUUUAUUUAACACUUUUGCACGGUGAUUUCCAUGGUGGAAAAGGUUCUGACAAAAAUAUCGAAGCCCGUGUUUCCGUGGUUGAUUCUAAUGGAGUUGUUAACAAUAGCAUUGAAAUUUGCACGGCUGAUGGGACUUUGCAUCGAUCAACUUAUCAUAGCCUUGUUUUCUAUCAUGAAGAUAAGCCUAAAUGGAAUGAAACUAUUAAGAUACAAAUACCGGAUGAAGCAGAUCAAAACGUGCAUCUUCGUAUAACGUUUCAUUUUAAGAAAAGCUAUGAUAAAACAAAACAAGAAAAGGGUCCUUUUGCCUUAGCAUUUGCUCGAAUCAUGGAGGGAUCUACCUUGAUAGGAGAUGGUACUCAUGAGUUGCUUGUUUAUAAGAUAGAGCCAGGAAAAUUUGACAUAAACGAUAUAACCUAUACUCGUCUUCCUGCGACUCGUAACGAAUUGAAAGCAUCACAAUCACAGAUGCGCCCUCAAACAACAACUUUCAUAUAUUAUGAAAAGAAUUACAUUAUAAUCCAAACAAUCACAUGUUCAACAACUUUAACGCACAAUAAAAAUUUAUUAGAUAUUCUUCAGUGGAAAGCCAACCGUGGGAAUCUAAAAUUACGAUUAGAAGAAAUUUCGAAAUCGAAAGGCAUAAUGGUCAGUGAAGAAAUUGUUAAGUUUAUUCCUAAUUUCUGUGAUGUACUUUUCGAAAUAAUGGAUCAGUAUUCCGAUUACGAUGAACUUAUUUUUGAUUCUCUGAUUUUUGUAAUACAGUUAGUCUGUGAGGAACGUUACAAAAAUUUUCGCAUUAUUUUGCAAAAAUAUGUGGAAAACUUCCAUUCAACAAUAGCUUUCGCAAAAUUAAUGCCUCUCCUGCAAAAACGAAUCGAAAAUGCAGAAGAAACUCAUGAAUGGACUUUAAGCACAAUCAAAUCUCUUGGUAUUUUAAUGCAAAUUAUCGUGAAGUCAAAACGCUGUAGUGACAGGUUGGGCGUAACUCAAGCUGAUUUUCAUCAAUUGAUGGCUGAAUUUUUAAAUGCAGUUAUUCUUUUUUUACGAAAUAAACGGGUACGUAUGACAUGCCAAAAUACAGCAUUGAAAUAUUUGCCAACUAUAUUCCCACAUGUUUGCUCUCCAGAUAUUUACAGUCCACAAGAACUAACAGCAUUUUUGGUCAAUAUUUUGGAUCAUAUAAAUGGUAGUAUAAGUCCUCGCUAUCGUUUAAAUUUCAUCAGAGAGAUCAUUCAGUCAAAUCUGUUUCUAGAAGGUCAUAAUCGAUGCCAUCUUCUUCCAAAAGUUCUCGAUAAAGUACUUGAAGAAUUGGAUGAUAUUGUUUCGCAAACACCUAAUAUCGAUCGGCACAAAAUUGAAGAUUGUGUUGUUACAUGUGCAGAUAUAAUAUUUGACAUAUUUGAUCGACUUUUUAGAACGAAUUCACAGUUUGAAAAUGGAAGUGAAGAUGAACUUUGUUUAAUAAUUUCAAAGGUUUUUCGCUCAAUAGUUCAAACAUCCAUUUAUCUGAUCAAUGAAAAAAUAGUAUUCUCAACGUUCGCUGCUCUUCUUGCCGUUUUAUUAAAUAAAAUGUCUGCUCAAAUGUAUAAAAUUUAUGUUGAUGGAUUGCAUACUCGCAUUGAUAAACAUGAUUUUUUGAUGGAAUUAUUGCAUCUUUUUCGUGAUCUUAUAAAUAGAUCUCCUUUCUCUUCGUCAUGGUUUUACAUGAUUUAUUUGCUCAAUAAAACAAUAUUAAAAACACUUAAAUUUAUAAUGCAGACUAUCGUAGAACAAUUUUAUGGUAUCGAAUUCGAUCUUGAUCUUUGGCGGGAAUAUAUGUUAACAAUGGUAACAUUUUCCUGUCAAAAAUCUCUUCAAAUUGGUUCGUUACCAACUACAAAACGAUCUCGCUAUCUCUCUUCUCAACUCGAUCUUCGAAAAAUUGCUGUUGCUGAUCUUCGUUCAAUGUGGUUCCGUUUGUCGAUGAAAGAUAAGGGUAUCUUCAUUCCUUUUAUGGUUGGAUCUUUUCUACAAGUUGCUCUCAUUGAUGAUGAUGUCGUUAGAGAAACUGUCAUUCCAAUUUUUUUCGAUAUGCUCCAGUGUGAAUUUCUCUCACAUCCCUUUAGAGAUUUUUCUCGGUUCGCAAAUGAAAUGAUUAUACAACUCGAUUGUCUGGUAGAUGAAGAUCGAGGCGACUUAUCUUUCAAAGAACAACUUAAACGUAUUAUGUUACAAAUGUGCAGCACUGAUCCUGAACUUAAAACUGAAGGAUGCAGAUUUGUGCAUACCAUAGACACCUUGUUGAAACACUUAUUUGAAUAUCGCGAAGUCAGAACAAAUGCGUACUGUAUUGAGAAUGGUAUGGAUCGUACCGUCCAACUGUUGAAAUACUAUGAUGCGAUUGGUCAACAUGAUCUUUAUAUUAGUUAUGUUUAUAAAUUAUACGAUUUGCAUAUGUUAAGCAAUAGUAAAGUUGAAGCCGCAUAUACUCUACUUAAGCAUGGUGAAACGCUAACAUGGGAAGAUCGCGAACUCUCUCCAGCAUUAUUAAGUGCCCAUUUGAAUCGUCACUGCGGAACUCAUCGACAGUUGAAAGAAGCUCUAUACACCGAAGUAGCCAAUCUUUUUGACGAGAAAGAAAUGUGGGAAGAUGCUAUCUCUAUCCUUAAAGAAAUAAAGCGGCUUGCUGAUCUAUAUCACAAAAUAAGUGCUCAAAGUCGUGUUGGAUUCACAUUUUAUUUGGUCGGAUUUUAUGGUCUUGAUUUUCCAGUGUAUUUAAAUAAUCAGCAAUAUAUAUAUCGAGGAAAUGAAUGUGAGGCAAUCUCGAGUUUCCAACAUCGAAUGUUAUCCACAUUUCCCGGUACUGAAUUAGUUACAUCUAUGGAUGAUUGUUCUCAUUUAUCAGAAAAAAGUGGACGGUAUCUUCAGAUUUUUCCAGUACAAACAUAUUGUGAGAAUAAACCUCAGAAGAAAUGUGCCAACCGUUUGAUUUGCUGGUACUGGAAAAACAAUCGGAUUGAAAACUUUGAGUAUUGUAAAGGCCAGUUUCGAAAAGGAACAAAAUGGACCGAAUUAGAAGAUAGCGAAAUUAUGCGAUCGUGGGUUAUUCGUCGUUUCGUUAAAUCAGUCGAACCACUUCCAAAUAUUUUAAAAUGGUCACUUGUCGCUUCAAUUUCUGAGCCAAUUGAAUAUUCUCCUUUAAUGGAAGCUGUUCGAACGAUGCAAAGAAAUAAUGAUGAAUUAGAAGAAAUGGCACAUGUCGUCUUUUCCACUCCGCUUGAAUCUGUGGUUCCCCUUGGUGGAAAAAUCAGAGGAAUUGUGCAAGCCUUUGUGCAAGGAGGAAUAAAAAAUUAUAAAGUAUUUUUCACGGAAGAAUGCAAAGCAGUUUUAAAUCAGUCCGAGCGGGAGCUUGUUCUUCAAUUAGAGGCUUUAAUAAAGAAUCAGAUUCCAAUUCUUGAAUUCAGUUUAUAUGUUCAUGCUUCUCGUGAACAUCAGAUUGACUUACAGUUCCAUGAAUCACUUGCUCAAUCAUUUAAUGAAUAUAAAAUCAGCGUUGAAGAAAGAUUCGGUAAAAUUCCUUCUCAGCUUCCUCCAGGUUGUUCGAUUCAUAUUUCGCAUUCUCACAAAAAUAUUGAAGAACGGAAAAUGAAUAAUUUCGAUUCAUCCAUCUCUCCAACUGUUAUGAGCAUAACUGGUGUAUUCCGUAGAGGCGGUGGUCUUUACAAUACAAAAAGUGGCCGAAAUACUCCGAAAAAAUCAUCUAGAGGUGAUAUAAAGAGUACUACGGAAACGAGUUCUUCAAAACGAAUCUCUUCAUCAUCUGAUCAUAGUAUGGAUAGUGUAUUCAACGAUUUGAAUAAUGGUACACCGCGAUCGACGUUAGAUUUAUCACGAUUCGAACAUUCAUUCCAGUCUCCAUCUUCGCUGUCAUCUUAUACAGGAGAUGGCCAUAGCCGUCAUAUCGAUUGA